GUCCCGGCUCUCUUCUCAUUGACGCGAUCGCCGUGAGCAUAUGAAUUUCGGGGGCACGAUUCAACAUUACCUAUCUUCUUCUACCCUUACAACUUCACAACCCAAUUGAUGACACCACUACUUGAAAAAGUUGUUGUGAAGGUUUCUUUAGCCUAUUUUUGUCAAACUACCUACUCAAAUUCUUAUAACUCAAUUAUCGACCAGAGGGUCAUGCGACAACACUACCUAGUACUGAGUUCGCACGAUCAUAAAUCAGCAAUCGAUAAUUUAUUUUCAACGUCGUACCUACCUGUUUCGUGUCUACUCAUCUAGGCUAUGGUACCUUAGAAUAUCACUAUCCCCACAACACCUCGCCGAAACCAUCCUAAAUACCUACCCUUCGUUUCCUUCUAUCAUCUAUCAUCCAUCAUCCAUCAUCCAUCGUAUUGCCCAGCAUGGCAUCUCGCUCUGAUGCCACAGUCCCGUCCACGAGACGACCUAGAAAGUCAACCGGGCACUCGCCUGUGCGCAAGAGGAUGGAAAAAGAAAACAUCACUGUCGACAUGGCUAGUUCUUUGGCCGUUAAUGGAGGGCGAAAGAAGUCACGAAGCAAAAGUGUAGGCCCUGGCGGAUUGGAUGCUCUAAAGCCUGGCUCUGGAAAUAGGCGUGUGUCUAUAGCCGCCCCCGUUAAACCUCCCCCGAGAUCGAUUCUUAAGCCAACGAUUCCACCGUUGCCUGAAAUCCCCUCGUACAAAUCCAAACAUUCUCGUAUCUCCCCACCUUCCAUGGCCGGUCAUGGAGCCGAUAAACUACCUCACCUCUUCCAGAAUGAUGACUCCAAUUCAUCUGGCACCAAAAUCGCUCUACGAACCGAAGAGGAACAACAAGCUGCUGCGCGAGAGAGAGAAGAACGAGAACGAGCUCAGUUAGAAAAAGAGAUUAAUGAUCGCCGCGAAGCCCGAAGAAAGUCCCUUGCUAAUCGAAGAGUUUCCUUCGCAGCCGAGGCUACCCUUCACACAUUUCAUGAAGUCGAGUAUAUGCAAGACUCGACAACUUCAACAGAUUCCACUAGACGAGCAUCAUCACUUGCUGCUAAUCAUCAAGACCCAGAGCCGUCUGACCCACCAUCGACCCCCCCAGAGCAGGAGGAUGAUAUUGUUCCUGAUUCUCCCGAAAAUCAACGCGACAUGCAUCAACGAAACAGGCGCAGAAGCUCUGGUGUUCGCUCACUCAAUUUCAACAAUAACAAUGACGAUACCCUGGCUUCGAGUGUCUAUAGCUCAGAUUCUGAAGGCACAGAGGGCCCGAUGGAGGUGCAUGAGGAGAUUGGUUCGGAUUCUGGCAGCGAUUCUGAUGCUGAUGGCGUGACAAUGGAUAUUGAUGUUGAGGUUACCGGUACUUCGGUUGCAUCUGCUAUGUCUGCUCGCUCAGUUUCUCCUGAUGAGUCAUCUGAUACGCUGGAUUCCGCUCUCAGACUUGCCUCUCGCCAAGCUGUCACCCAAAGUCUUGAUGAGGAAGAAGAGAUUAUUCCAUCAUUCGGCUGGGCAAGAAAACCCGCACCCGCACCUAAGCAGCCGAGUCCUUUACGCGAUCAGGAGAAUACACAAAACGCCUUGAAGGCUGACCAGGCCAGAGACAACUACGAACAGGAAGAUACUGAGGGCAUGGAUAUGGACAUGGACAUGGAUAUGGACAUGACCAACGCUGUCGGCGGCAUCAUCAAAACCCACCAGGAGUCCCCCGACGAUGCCGAAGAAGAGAUGUCGAUGGAUGUCACUCGAGUCCUAGGAGGCAUACUUCCCCAACGCAAUAGAACACAAAAAAUGCAAUUCUCUAGCCCGGACAAGAACGAAGAGGACUCGGCAGCUGAGGACGCGCCUAUGGAUUUUACUACAGCAGUGGGCGGAAUCCGAAAAGGCCCGCAAUCGGAAAAUAGCCUCUUUGAUCCAGAUGAUAAUGAGGAUAUGUCAAUGGAAAUUACUUCUGCCAUAGGCGGAUUCCUUUCCAGCAACAAUAUUAACCCUGCCACCAGACAAGCGUCUCAAAGCCGACGUCGUACUAUUGCACGUGGCGAUGAUGAAGCUACAAUGGACAUGACAGUUGGUAUGGGUCGUAUCAUUCCUGCUGGCGAAGACGACGAGAAUGAUGAGGAUGCCACAACAGGAAUGGAUAUGACUAUGACUAUGGCGAUGGGUGGGAUUAUCAAGGGUCCACCUUCGGCCAAGGACCGAACUGAAGCCAGACAGGUCAUGGAGCAGGAGGCUGAUGAAGACGAUAGUGUACCAGGGUUACGCUCAUCCUCUAAGCGACGCCUAUCCGCAGCCAUCGCUGGCAAGGGAGCCUCAGAGACAGGAAGCCCUGGAUUGUCCAUGUUUCGAGGAAAUGGACUUCGCCGCAGUAACGGUUGGCAAGAAUCAGCCACUCCGAAAAGCAGUUCACCUGUCCGGAAUGUGUCACCCCCAAAAUCUGCCAGUCCAUUCAAACUAGGUACUCCCAACAAACAGGGACCUAGGACUCCAUUGAAAGAUCCACCCGCGAGGAAGUCCAAGUCACCUUCUGCUUCGAAGACUCGGCGUGGUUCUAAUGUGGCUUCUACACCUAGAUCCGCUUCUAAGAAUGGCCAGGCGACGUCGAUUUUUCAACAAGACCCUACGACCGGUGUGUCUACGCCACGCGUCGUUCUAACUCCUCAGAGGAGAAGGCUUUCGGGCGUGGGCGCUGACAGACCGGGCCUUGGAUCCCCCAAGGUGGCGGCUAUCUUCGACCGACGCGGGUCGAUUGGUGAUACAGCAGACGACUUCGUACCCCGUGAAAUCACUCGGAAUGUUUCCUUUGCCAAUCCUCAGAUAUUGGAAUUUGAAAUAGAACGAGAACGCCAACUGGAACUAGAAAAAGAAAGUGGCCAGCUUUAUGGCGGGGCUGACGGUGCAGACGAAGACCACACUACGGCAAGUCUAAAGGACAUGAUUUCUAGUAUGACCCCUAAGAAGAACCCUUUUAAGGGACGUAAAAGCUUGCAUGUAGGCAGUGCCAAGGGUCUUCUCGGAAAGCGUCCUAUGGAGCUUGACGACGAUGAGGAAGCUGAGGAGAGGGAUGGCAUCAAGCGACUCAAGAAUCAUCAAAGCAGUCCUGUCAAGAAUGUCCGAUUACACGCGCCUCCUUCAAAGGCGGAAACGACGGGACGAAUGACACGUUCUGCCAGCAAAGAAUUAGAAAACGUCAAUGACUACAGAGUCGCUACUACGCCAGUUCUUUCGCCUAGAAAGACACCCGCUAUAAUGUCAUCCCCUCGGGGUAAAGAGCGUUUUGGAGAAGUUGAGUCUAUUCAUCCUCCUAGCCAAACCACCUUGAACGAAUCACAACCUGUGUUCGAACCCGAUGUUCAAAUGGAUGAUAAUGACGACAACGACGACGAUGGAGAGCGAAUCCACCUACAGGACUUCUUGAACAUGACCAACAUUCGUUUUAUGGAAUUAACCACAACGAAACGACGACACACCCAAGCACCUAACACUUCAAAUAACGGCACUAUGCAAGGCGAUGAAGACAUAUCUUUGCAGCGAUGUGUUGUCGCUGGUGCUUGUACAGUUCCCAUGCUGGAGCUAUUUCAACAUUCUUGUCGAGAGCUGAAAAAGUAUAUCUCAGAAGGUCGAAAGAUAGUCCACGAAAUCGAGACGGAGACUUUGGAAGAAAACCCAGCUCUUUUCAAAGAAUAUAUGUCAGCAACACCCGAGUAUAAGGCUUUCAUGGAUAACCAGUUCAAGAACGUCAAGACACAUGCCCGGCUGUUAAGCAAGGCCAUGUGGUAUGAAUGGCGUAUGAAGCUCCAAGAUGGUCUGAAAGAAGGCCUAGUGAACAUUGGCGAAGGAAUGGAAGCCGAUGAAGAGCUUCUACACAAACAACAGGAAUUGCUUGACAGUAUUCUACCUGCGUUGACGAAACAAUUCGAGUCUCUAGUAAUAGAACACGACAAUUUACAGUCCGCGGCACAGGAGCUGGCAGACGAUGACCCCGAAGAACUUCAAAUGGCUCGAUCCGAGCUCGAGGAGGUUGACUUGGAUAUCCAAGCAAAGAUGCAGCAAAUCGAACAGUUACGGCAGCAACUUGACGACACUGAAUCUGGCAUCUCCGAGUUAUCAGAGAAAAAACAGGCGUGUAUCUCUGAUAUAGAGAAAGCAGAGAAGAUUCGCGAAGCGAAUAAGGGAUGGGCUACUAGCGAUGUUGCUGCGGCGAAAGCCAAAUAUGAUGAAGUUGUGAAGCGACAUGGUUGGAGCCUAUUGCGUUCAACGGGUGAGCAUGGGCUCGCGCUCGCAUAUCUUGGCGAGAUUGAGGUCAUCUUUGACUGCGCUUCGUUCGCAGGUUUGAAGCCAAAUGGAACAAUCGAGUUGUUCCAUAUUAGUCGGGAGGAAAACCCAACACCACCUACUCCAGAAAAACUGUUCUUCCUCCAAUGCAUCCGAAACCACGUUAGAGGCUUGGUUCAGAAGGAGACUAGGCCUAAGGACUUCCUAGAUAUGAUCAGUGCGGGUUGGAAGAAAGCCAAGCAUACCGCAGAAAAUGUGCGUCUCUUGAAUUGCUCGUUCCGAACCACCGUCACUAGAGUGUCGGAUCACCUCGCCAUCAAGGCACUCGUGCUAUUGACACCAUGCAAAACAAAGAUAGAGAUUACACUCAAUCUGCAUGGCCAGAGCACUCCCACUGGUAUCGAAGUCAACAUCGUCCCUCAGGCACGAGUUGUAUACGGAGAACAGUUCAAGGCGGAGAAUAUUGUCGAGUUUCUCACGGCCAAGAUUGGCACGCGAGUGCUCACAAAUGAGGAGCAGGGCAGCAUGAAGAAUUGGGGCGAUGUUGUUGUCGAGUUGGAGGAAAAGUUACUUGCAACGGGACAGAAAUAAGCGGAGGACGGAACAUGCCUAUUCCAAGGCUGUUUUUUUGGCCCCUUGGCCUGUUUUGCUAUCACGACUCACGACUGUUUCUUUUACGCACCUCGAAUGCCUAGAUUCUUGAUGAGGAAGGGGUGUUUGGUGGCGUACCAUUAGCUUAGAUAGAUACCAUUACCUAUUUGCAUUGUCACCUUUUACGAAAAAGAUUUUGUUGAAUCCGUUGAGCUCUGUUGUUGAUUAGCUGUUUUAAGUGGGCGAUACAUACAUCCCCAAACCGACCGCUCGACCAGCCACUCCAUCUUCUCGGUUUCCCUGUCCACUUUCGCAAACAUGAAGCUCUCGAACUCGGUCUCGGCGCCGUCGCGGAGGAACUGGUGGCUUUUGACGGUGUAAAAAUAGAUAAAUAGGUACUUCUAUGCUUAUUUGAGGUUGGG
This is a messenger RNA of Hypoxylon fragiforme, 5296 nucleotides long. Its product is annotated as Spc7-domain-containing protein. The coding region runs from base 435 to 4874 and encodes 1479 amino acids. NCBI's taxonomy places the organism in Eukaryota, Fungi, Ascomycota, Sordariomycetes, Xylariales, Hypoxylaceae. Gene Ontology annotation, biological process: mitotic spindle assembly checkpoint signaling; protein localization to kinetochore; mitotic sister chromatid biorientation. The record is from RefSeq and is a predicted model, not a curated record. The transcript is spliced from 4 exons.